This is a messenger RNA of Papilio machaon (common yellow swallowtail), 569 nucleotides long. Its product is annotated as ATPase inhibitor mai-2, mitochondrial-like. Lineage: Eukaryota; Metazoa; Arthropoda; Insecta; Lepidoptera; Papilionidae. Gene Ontology annotation, cellular component: mitochondrion. The transcript has 3 exons. Gene Ontology annotation, biological process: negative regulation of ATP-dependent activity. Bases 101 to 415 code for a protein of 104 amino acids. The record is from RefSeq and is a predicted model, not a curated record. Gene Ontology annotation, molecular function: ATPase inhibitor activity.
UCACGAAAUUUCUAUAUGGCUUUAUGUCAUUUAAUACUUUUUUAGCAAUAUUGGAAAAUAUCCACUUUUUACAUUUAAAGUUCUAAUUGAUACAAAAGUCAUGAGUUUCAUUUCGAAAACAAGAACAUCAUUGAGGCCCGCAAUUGCAAGUUUAAGGAUGUAUUCGGGUGAGCCUGGUUCUGGAGCUGGCAAGGGUGGCGGCACUGGAGGCUCCAUUCGCGAUGCCGGUGGCUCCUUCGGCAAAAUGCAGGCUGCUAGAGAGGAAGAGUAUUUUUACAAAAAGCAAAAGGAGCAGUUGUCAAAUAUGAAGCAGGUGUUCAGUCAAGAGAUUGCCUUCCAUCAAGACCAGAUCAAGCGCCAUGAAGAUGCUAUCCGACGUCACAAGGAGCAGAUGGCAAAGAUGGACGAGAAGUAAACACAAUCAGCUGCUAAAGGGUUAACAUCAAUAUCGCUUUGAAAGAUCAUUUAUUAUUUUACAGUGUAGUUAAAAGAGUAAGGUUUUAAUGUGAAAAAUGUUUGCUUUUAUUUACUUUAGUUUAUGUUGAGCUUUGAGCAAGAAAUAUAUUUCU